UUCUUCUUCUUCUUCUUCUUCUUCAUCUGGAAAUCGAUAUACGAUUCUCACUCUCUACCCGCGAAAAAACACUAAUUGAUUCAUAUCCUCCGUCAAGGAUAAAUCUGUGUUUGAUUCACCAUAUCUCUUUCUUCUCCCUCCGCGCUAAGCUACGACGCCUACAGAUCUGGCUGGUAAAAAUCACGCAGAUAGAGACUCUGGCCCGAUGCUCUCUUUACCCAUUGAUCCAGGCUUUUUCUGAUUUCUCUUUGUUCCUAGAAACCAUUAAGCUCCUACCUCUUUCUAGUUGAUGCUCGUGUUCUCUUCACUGUCUAUGACUCCAGUUGUGAUCCCUCAAAAUCUCCGUGUCUUUGGCCCUGGUUUGAAUCCCUCUUUCCCUUACUGCAUUGCUAAUCACUUCCCUUGAUUGAGUUGCUCCAUUCCAACUGAAUCAUCUCAAUCUGCCUCUCCCAUAAGUUCUUAUUCUGAGUGAUAUUGGUUGAUGAUUUCUACCCACAAGUAGUGUUCCUGCUUUAGACAUUCUUGUAUAAGAUUGUAACCAAAAUUAUGUAAAUCUGAGUCACUCCUAGAAUCUCCUUGUCUAGUAAGUUUCCCUUAGGAAAUAUCCUUUGAGUCUUUCAUCUGUGAAUUCUAGUCAGUUCUGGUUUAUCUGCAAGAUGCUCCAAGAGCAGCCGGUUGCGUUGUCCUUUCGGCCUAACUCAUUUAGGCGCCGGUCCAUGGAAACGGGUGUUGACAGAGAUGACAGGGGGUGGACUCAGCUUCACAUCAAAGCUCGUGAAGGCGAUCUCAAAGCUGUUAAAGAGCUCCUUGACCAAGGAGCAGACGUGAACGCUCUAGCUUGUGGACCUAAAUCAAAAGGAAUGACUCCUCUUCACCUUGCUGCCAAAGGAGGUCACAUCGAAGUUAUGGACUUGCUUCUUGAACGUGGAGCCAACAUGGAAGCUAGAACCUCUGGUGCUUGUGGCUGGACUCCUCUCCAUGCUGCAGCUAAAGAACGGAAAAGAGAAGCUGUCAAGUUUCUUGUGGGGAACGGUGCUUUCUUACCUGAUGAUAUAACCGACAGUAGGUUCAACCCGCCGGUUCAGUACUGUCACGGCUUGGAAUGGGCUUAUGAAGAGAGGAAGAAACUCAGUGAAGAUACUUCUUUAUCUUGUGGAGACACUUCUUGCAGUUCUGCGAAUUGAUUCUUGUCUUUUGUUAUCUUUCUUGCAAUGGCUCAUAAGUCGAAGAGACACAAAACCAAAGGUUUGUAAUCAUGUUGUAUUGAAAUAUGAAAUGAUACAUUUAUCACC
Arabidopsis thaliana (thale cress) is the source of this 1292-nucleotide messenger RNA. It is a transcript of the gene PIA1, whose product is annotated as Ankyrin repeat family protein. The transcript is spliced from 2 exons. Bases 657 to 1184 code for a protein of 175 amino acids. Gene Ontology annotation, cellular component: nucleus; mitochondrion; cytoplasm. NCBI's taxonomy places the organism in Eukaryota, Viridiplantae, Streptophyta, Magnoliopsida, Brassicales, Brassicaceae. The record is from RefSeq and is marked reviewed.